UUCCGGGUGUCUUCAAUGUAGAGAUUCAUUUACAUUUGAUGGUUUUUUUGUGUUUUUGUAAAGGAGGAUAAAGGCUACGAAGACCAUAAAUCGUUGAAAAAAAUGAACAGAAUAUUCGGACGCGGGAAACCAAAAGCGCCUCCUCCAAACCUGUCGGACUGCAUCGGCAAUGUGGAUGCCAGGUCAGAGUCAAUAGAAAAGAAGAUCAGCAGACUAGAUGCUGAACUUUUGAAGUAUAAGGAUCAGAUGAAAAAGAUGAGAGAUGGACCCUCUAAGAAUAUGGUGAAACAGAAGGCACUGAGAGUCCUGAAGCAGAAGAGGAUGUAUGAAGGUCAGAGGGAGCAGCUGGCUCAGCAGUCUUUCAACAUGGAGCAGGCAAACUACACGAUCCAGACAUUAAAGGACACAAAAACAACAGUGGAGGCCAUGAAGAUUGGUGCCAAGGAAAUGAAAAGGGCUUACAAGGAUGUCAAAAUUGACCAGAUUGAUGAUUUACAGGACCAACUGGAGGACAUGAUGGAAGACGCCAACGAGGUACAAGAGGCCCUGAGCCGCAGCUACGGCACACCAGAGAUAGACGAGGACGAUCUUGAAGCAGAGCUGGACGCUCUGGGUGAUGAGCUGCUGCUGGAUGAUGACAGCUCCUAUCUGGAUGAAGCCUCAGCUGCUCCGUCGAUUCCUGAGGGGAUCCCCAGUGACAGCAAGACAAACAAGGACGGUGUGCUGGUGGACGAGUUUGGCCUGCCUCAGAUUCCCGCCUCAUAAACAAGGAAUGGAUAAAACAACUGCGCUUCAACUGAAAACACUUUUAUAUGUAGAGUAACAUUUAUACAUGCAAGAACCAUUUGACAUGAGAACACUACAAUUUUCAAGCUGUCCUGGUGUUGGGUUGUGAAUUGUUACUACUACCGUGCUAGCAUGUGGCCUUGUAACAUACUGAACCUUUUCUAAAACAUCAUCCCCCCCCUUCUGUUCUCCCUGUCGUCCUCCUGUCUUGUCAGUCUCGUUCAUCACCAGUAUUACAGAGUGUUAAUUUAUUUUAAUUUAUUACUAGUUUUGUGUGUUAGUGUUUAGUCAUUACCAAUUUAUUUAAGUUCUCAAAUGCGGCCUGAUCAUAAUGUCUGCAGGUUAUUUGAAACAUGCAAAUAAACUAAUGCGUUUGAAUUUAAUCUUGAAUUACAGAUUUAUUUAUUACUAGCACACACUUCUUUUGUCUUUGUGGGUUUUUAAUUCUUCCUUCUAGUUGCGUUUUGAUUUU
This is a messenger RNA of Scomber scombrus (Atlantic mackerel), 1258 nucleotides long. RefSeq names its product charged multivesicular body protein 5a (gene chmp5a). Gene Ontology annotation, biological process: vesicle budding from membrane; late endosome to vacuole transport via multivesicular body sorting pathway. The transcript is spliced from 8 exons. Lineage: Eukaryota; Metazoa; Chordata; Actinopteri; Scombriformes; Scombridae. Gene Ontology annotation, cellular component: multivesicular body. Bases 103 to 765 code for a protein of 220 amino acids. The record is from RefSeq and is a predicted model, not a curated record.